Molecule: messenger RNA, 6159 nt
Organism: Cygnus olor (mute swan)
Lineage: Eukaryota; Metazoa; Chordata; Aves; Anseriformes; Anatidae
Gene: ABI3BP
Product: ABI family member 3 binding protein
Biological process (GO): extracellular matrix organization; positive regulation of cell-substrate adhesion
Molecular function (GO): protein binding
Source: RefSeq, a predicted model, not a curated record
UCAAAGUGUUGCUGCCUCUUGUCACAGAGAGAACAGUUCCCUUAAAUGCAGCUGCAGCACUUUUGUGUGAUACCUGUCAGAGCCAUUCACAGUGUGAGCUUGGGUUUCUAACCAUGAUGGCAAGAUUGGUCUUUCUCCUUUUCUGUGGAUAUAUUGCAGUAAACCUGGGAAAUGCUCAGAAAUUGCCAAGAGUGAAAAGACAGAGCCUGAAAGUUCAGAUCAACGCAACAGAUGACACCGUUUGCAUGAGGUAUCUUCGACCAAGUCAAAACACCAAACUUGAAGGUUUUGUCCUGGGUUAUGGAAGCAGCUUCUUCUCUAAUCAGUACAUUCCUUUACCUUCAGAAGGAAACACCUACAUAACUGAACUUGAUGCAGAGCCACGGUAUUUGGUUUCAGUAAGACCAGCACGUGUUUCAAAUAAAAAGAAGUCUUGCUCAGGUCGGACCAAGACUCAAAAGCCUCUGCAGCUGGUAGUUGGCACUCUCACCCCAACCUCUGUGUUCCUCUCUUGGGGCAUCCUAGUGAACCCUCAACAUGACUGGACAGCAACAAGUAACUGUGCUAGUGACAGGUUCUAUACUGUUCGCUAUAGAGAAAAGAAUAAAGACAAGAAAUGGGUUUUUCAGCUUUGCCCAGUUACAGAGACGGUAGUGGACAAUCUAAAGCCAAACACAGUUUAUGAGUUUGGAGUUAAAGACAACGUAGAGGAUAGUAUAUGGAGCAAGACUUUCAAUCAUAAGACAGUUCUGUCUAAUAAAAAAGUAAAUGGACAUCUCCAGAAUAUGUACAAGUUGGUACCUAAUACCCAAACACAGCUUACGCUACGAGAUAAUAAGAAGUUGGUCCCUGUCACAAUAAUCAAACAAGUUAUUCAAAAUAGGACACAGUCCAAAACUUCAGAUAGUUCUUCUCUGCCUGGAGCAAUAUUAGUGCACCUUAUUGUUCCGGGUCUCAAUGAAACUCAGCAGAAACUUUUUCCUCCCCUGACAAUAGAUGACAUACCUCAAGCAUCCAGGAAAAAACUGGCUAAGAAUGAAACCCACGUAUGGCCUGCUGAAUCCAAAACACCAGAAGUUCAAGAAAUCUCCCCAGAGUCCAUUCCAGCUCAGGCUGAGAGAAAGCAUGGACCUAAGGAAUUUAAAUCAACGCCUAAACCCGAAUUGCAAACUCAAAACAUACUGGCUUCUAAUGAAAUACAUCCGCUUCCUUCUGGAUCCAGAAUCUUUGAUGCUCCAAAAAGUCCGUUGACACAACUUGCUACUCAGAGUCCAACCUUGAAAUCUGUAUCUCUACCUUCAGCAGAAACCAGAGAGAUGGAGAUAGCUUUUGAUGAAACACAGCCUAUUUCUUCAAGAUUCAAAACAUCUGGUACCACAGAAGUGCAACCAACCAAGUCUGCUUCAUAUGGCUUUCUUCAUGUUACUUCUACUCCUCAAACUUUUACAGCUUCAGAAAUGCCAGACACUGCUGGAUAUACUGCUGAUUUGGAGAUAACCAUGCAUGUAGUUACCACAGAACUUCAUUUGUUAGAAACAGCAUUGGAUUUAGGUGAAACGAAGCCUCUUUCUUCAAGAUCCGUAACAUCUGGCAUGCCAGAAAUGCCACCAGUCUCAGCUGCUACUCAGAGACCAAAGGUGAAACCUCCUCCUCCUUACAUUGCAAUCCAAGGAACAGUGGAGGCAACCCAGAGAUGGGCUCCGGAAUCCACCUCGUCUGCUUCACCGGAAACCACGAGGACUGUGAUGGCUACCCGGCGACCAAGGCUGAAAUCCACCUCUCCUUCCCCCCUGGUGACCCAGCAAACAGUGACGGCUUCAAAUAACCUUCUUCAUGUUACUUCCACUUCCCAAAUACCUACAUCUGCAAAAAUGUCACAGAGAGAGACUGCUACACAGGAGCCAGGCCUGAAAUUCACAUCUUUUUACUCCAUGGAAACCAGAGAGAACGUGAUGGCUUUUGAUGAAAAGCAGCCUGUUUCUUCAAGACCUGAAACAUCUGGCAUCCAAGAAAUGCUGUCAGCUGUACCUGCUUUCACAAGAUCGGUCCUGGAGCCAACCUCGUUUCCCUCUCUGGAAACCACAAGAACAAUGAUGGCUACUCAGAGACCAAAGGUGAAACCUCCUCCUCCUUACAUUGCAAUCCAAGGAACAGUGGAGGCAACCCAGAGAUGGGCUCCGGAAUCCACCUCGUCUGCUUCACCGGAAACCACGAGGACUGUGAUGGCUACCCAGCGACCAAGGCUGAAAUCCACCUCUCCUUCCCCUCUGGCGACCCAGCAAACAGUGACGGCUUUCAAUGAUAUUCAGCCUGUUCUUUCAAGCCCUGUGACACCUAGUAAGCCUGAAAUAGCAGAUACUGAACCAGCAACAAUUGAAUCCAUUCUGGAAUCUUUUACUCCUAAAACUUAUCAUCCUUUCCAAUGGCCAAGGGUAACAUUAGCUCCAAAAGAAAUACCACUUACUCCUCCUAAACCGAAACCAUCUGCUACCCCAGAAGUACAUCGUGUGAAACCCGCCCCUAAACCACCACUUUUGGAGCCUAAAACUUCUCAGACUGAACAACCAAAAGCUACAAGAGCUCCCAAACAAGCAAAACUCAAACCUUCUACAUCUAAACCUAGACCAUCUGCCAGACCCAAAAAGCCACGAACUAAACCUGCAGCAACCAUUCCGGUGUCAGUCACUACUAGGAAACCCUACACAUAUGAACAUCCAAAGACUGCAGAGGUCUGGGAACCUAUUACACUUAGAGUUGAACCACCAAGGUCAACAGUAGCUUCAAUGGAGAUUCCACAUAUUUCUUCUAAACCUAAAACUUCACCCACUUCCUAUCCACACGCUAAAGAUGUCCUGGAGUCUAUAACACUUAGAACUGCUCGACCAAAACCAACAAUAGUUCCAAAGAAACACACCGUAUUCCCUCCAAACCUAGAACAUCACCAAGCUCAGAAGUACCACAAACCAAGCCUGUUCUGGAACCAAUUACAUUUAGAACUGAGAAACCAAAGUCAACAGCAGCUCCUAGAGAGACACGUGAUGGGCCUUCAAAACCUAAAACAUCACCCAGUCCCCGUGUUCCUCCAACCAGAACAAGUCCAAAAGAAAGUCGACGAGUCACUUUUCAAGCCCAGAACAUCACCAAGUCCAGAUGUACCACACACAAAACCUGCUCCUAAAGGACAACAACAUAUACCUUUUAAACCUAAACCAGCUCCCAUCCCAGAUGUUCCACACGGCAAGCCUGGAAUCUUUCCAUCCUUCCAUGAACCAGUUACUGCUAUGAUUCCUCAUAUUCCUGAAAGAACAAAGGCAACACCGGCUCCAAGUGAGAAACAGUUCAUUCAUACCAAACCAAAAAAAACUGAAAAACCAAGAGCACCACACACCAAACCUGCAAUACAUCAAACAACCCCCACAACCACUUAUUACAAAUCUACUACCACUGAGCAGUCAAGGGCAACAAUGGCUCCAAAAGAAACACUGCUUGUUCCUUCCAAGCCCAAAACAUCUGUUGAGCCAGAAAUACCACAGACUAAACCUGCUCCAAGGACAACACACCUGGGAUCAAUUAACCUCAUAACAGUUCAUGUUGUUGAUGGGUCCAAAAUGACUUUGGUUCCCAAUGAAACAUACCAGAUUUCACCCAAACCUAAAACAGCUCUUGUAACUGAAAUUCCACGGUUGAAUACAGCGGCGUAUAAAACACGUCUCACUUCUGCAAGACCAAAGCCAUCUGAUAAAUCACAGACCAGACAUGCUCUUAGUAAAACUACACUAGCACCAGCUAGAACAAAAUCACCUGGCUUGCCAAAGUGGAUUGUGCCAACAACAGAUGAUGUAUAUACACCUGAAGAUAUUACUAGACAAAUUGGCGUGGAUGUAGAAAAACCUUUUGAAUAUAGUGAUACUCGGGAAAAGCCGUUUUAUGUAACUACAUCACUGAGACCACAGCGUCCUCCUAUACCUCCCGUCAAGCCUACACCUAUGCGAAGAAAACCUCUGCCUCCAAAUACUGUGACUGGUAAACCAGGGAGUCCAGCUAAACCUGCUGGACCAACAACACCUGUGAGGACAGGAAUUCCAUCUAAGACACCAACAGCUUUUGCAACUCCAGAGUAUUAUGUUGAUGCAACUGUCUUCAGUUCAAGUCCUACAUCAGAAACAGAUUCUUCAGGCAAACCAAGGUACCAAGCCCCUCAUGUCAAGUACAUGAAGAAAGAUGAUGAUGUGCCUUGCUCUAUCACAAGCUCUCUUGAACAUUUUCCUCAAGAAGAGGCUAGCAUCAAGGAAGAACCUACUCGUCCUCCACAAAAUCCUCCAACCAACCUCACAGUGGUGACUGUUGAGGGCUGUCCAACUUUUGUCAUAUUGGACUGGGAAAAACCAGACAAUGACACUGUUACUGAGUAUGAAGUUGUGUCAACUGAAAAUGGAGCAAGUGAUGGUGAAAAGGAGAAGUCGAUUAUCACUACAAAUCAAACCCAUUCUACAGUGGAAAACCUAAAACCUGACACAAGUUAUGAAUUCCAUGUGAAACCUAAAAACCCGCUUGGUGAAGGUCCAAGUAGCAAUGUUGUGUCUUUCAGUACGGAAUCAGCGGACCCAAGAGUGAGUGAGCCAAUUUCAAUGGGAAAGGACGCUAUCUGGACUGAAAUCCCAUUCAAUUCUGACACCUAUUCAGAAUGCAAAGGGAAACAGUAUGUAAAGAGGACUUGGUAUAAGAAGUUUGUAGGUGUGCAGCUGUGUAACUCCUUGAGGUACAAGAUAUACCUCAGCGAUUCACUUACAGGAAAAUUUUAUAACAUAGGAGACCAGAGGGGCCAUGGAGAAGAUCACUGCCAAUUUGUAGACUCGUUCUUAGAUGGAAGGACAGGACAGCAAGAAGAUCUACCAGUCAAAGAUGGAUUUUUCAGGGCAGUUCGUCAGGAACCUGUCAAAUUUGGAAAAAUAGGCGGGGAGACUCGCAUUAACUAUGUUCGCUGGUACGAGUGUGGAACAUCAAUACCUGGGAAAUGGUAGACGUGACGUGAACCUGGUGAAAAGACCCAGCACUAACAAUCCCUCCAACUGCCCAACCCAGCUCAAAGAUGGAAAUGUAUGGUAUGCCUGUCACUUAAACAAGUUUGCUGAUGUGUAAGGUUUAUACAAGUCUAAUGCCAAUACUGCAUUAAUUGUGUAAUAGCAUAGGCUGCUUACUGUAGUUAUUCAGUUUUACAAAUUUUAGAUUUAAAAAAAAAAAAAAGAAGGCUAGGGACAUGGUGUAGGAUAAUGUGUAGGGAAGCUGGCUCCCUAUUCUUGAGGUAUGGUUUAUAUGGUAUUUUAAAAGAUACAGUGUGUAUAUUAUUUAUCACAAUGUUGUAAUAAAUGUUUAAGGCACAGUUAUGGUAAAGUUGGUCAUGGAAUGCAGUGUGUGUCAGUUUUUAAAUAUUCACUGGUCUUAUUAUAAUGUAAGUGCUAUAAGCUAUCUGUCCAGAUAAAUCUGUAAUGUUUCCCUCUUUGUAAAUUAUAGAAAAGACCCUACAAUUUUUAAUAUCCUGCAACCAGUAAACUUGAAGCGCUUUCUCCUUACAUGUACAAACAGUUUAUACUCGUGCCUAAACACUGAAGCAGGUUUAUAGUACGUGCAGCUUUAAACAAUCAGGUUAGUAUUUUUUUUCCGUAUUUUUUUCCAUAUUUGUUUUCAAAUGCAAGCUUCACCUCCAGCAAAACAGUAUGAUCAGCCUAUGACUAAGGAGUUAGAACUGUUACCCAAUAACUUGGCAGUGGUUUGCUUUACUCUAAUUAAAGCAGACAGGUACAUACAUGCACUGAAUAAUAAUAAUAAAAAAAUAAUAAUAAUUAAACUGGACUCCAUUGCCAUGGCUUUUCAUGAAAAUGUAAGUUUUCAGAGAAACUUCAUGGUUCAAAAACCGAGUGUAUGUAUAGUGCAAGGAGGGUUUAGAAAGAUAAGUGAAAUGGAAAAAAAUAAGCUAGUCAUAACAGCAUAAUCAGGUUUAUUAAAAAAAAAAAUGCUUUAAAACAUUGUUUGUUGGGGACAAACGGGAAAUAGUGAUAUCUAAACUUUUAAAAGUGCUUUACAGCAGUUAGAACCUCUCCCAAAGCUAUUGUUGUACUGCUUGAACAUUUAUGAACUAAAUAAAGAGAUGUAGUUUUUUUU